AUGGCACCACUCAUGAAGCCCUUCCUGCCCCUCCUCGCCGCAGCGCUCGGCGCAGCCGCCAUCCCCUACAACACCUUCGACGGGCCGGGGUUCCCCGCAUGCAACGACGUAGCCUCAGUCAUCAACGCGACGUCGGUGGCGCAGAUCGAGUCGCUGGUGGCGGAGGCGGCGGCGGCGGGCACGCCGGUGCGGGCGUCGGGCAAGGGCCACAUGUGGUACGACACCAUGUGCGCCGACAACUCGAGCAGCACGCUCGUCAUCCGCACCGAGUACGUCAACGGCAUCUCCGACUUCGACCUGCCCGAGGGCGCGGAGACGGGGACGGUCCUCAUCGAGGCGGGCGUUACUUUCUUCCAGCUCGCGGAGUACUUGCACCAGCGCGGCGCUAGCGUCGGGUACACGCUUGUUAAUUGGAAUAUUACGUUGGCUGGGAGUGUGGCGAUGGGGGCGCACCGGAGCAGCUUGCGCGAGGACUCGAUGGUCGCGGCGGGUGUGGAGGAGCUGCAUAUCGUGGAUGGGAGUGGGAAGACGAGGGUGGUGGCGAGGGAUGAGGGGAGUGAUGAGUGGUUGGCGGCGAGCACGAGCUUGGGGCUGCUGGGCGUGAUUGUAAGGAUGAAGAUGAAGAUUUACCCGGAUUUUAAGGUGUAUGCGCAGCAGGAAACUUUGUUGGAGGAGGACGUCCUGGAUGGGGACAUCUACGGAUUGAUCAGCCCAUACGCUACUGCAAACUUUUGGUGGUGGCCUUUCCUGCGCAAAUUCCACUACCGCUAUUACGACCCUGUGCCGGCAAACACGUCAGAUCAAGAAGGAUUCCAAUCCACCUUCUCCGUCACCAAACUCGAGGCUGACACGGCGGCGGCGCUGCUCAACUCGGGCAAGUACCUGGCGUCGUCCAACAUCGCUGCUGAGACGCUCUUCUUCUCGCUCUGGUCACCGCCAAACUUCCGCGAGAAGACGACCGACAAAGCGAUCUUGACGUGGCCGGUGUACGGAUGGAACUACGACGUGCUCAUUGGCGGGCUGUACCCGGGCUAUGGCACCGAGUGGGACUUCGGACUACGUGGGCUGACGAUGGAGCUCGCGUUCCCAGUGACGCAGGCAAACGCGGUGCUGAAGCGCGUGCGCAAGGCCUUCGACGACGAGGCGGCCAAGGGCAUUAUCAUGACCAGCACGUACCGCAGCGGCAUCAACAUCAAGUUCGGCAAAGCUUACUUCGACCUUCUCGGCCAAGUCACGUACGACACGGCUGAUGGUGCAGACUGGAGCAAGGGCGCAAUCAUGUUCGAUUUUCCGAGCUUCAAGCCCACGGUUGGAGACGGGCUGAGGUUCAACGAGCCGUUCUACCACAAGCUGGCGACCACGCUGAUCGAUGAGUUCCCGUGCCGCCCGCACUGGACCAAGAACACGCGCGAUGUGUUCAAGCAGGCCGUCAAGAACAUUGAUCCUGACCAUCUGGCGCGCUUCAAAAAGGUGCGCGAGGACUUUGACCCCAACGGCAUUUUCAAGAGCGUUGUUGGCGAGAUCAUCGGCGUGUCGUAA
This is a messenger RNA of Lasiodiplodia theobromae, 1539 nucleotides long. Its product is annotated as Fad/Fmn-containing dehydrogenase. The transcript is spliced from 4 exons. Gene Ontology annotation, molecular function: FAD binding; D-arabinono-1,4-lactone oxidase activity. The record is from RefSeq and is a predicted model, not a curated record. Lineage: Eukaryota; Fungi; Ascomycota; Dothideomycetes; Botryosphaeriales; Botryosphaeriaceae. Gene Ontology annotation, cellular component: membrane. Bases 1 to 1539 code for a protein of 512 amino acids.